GUCCCUGUAAGCUGGCUGGCCCCUGGGUUCUUGGAGACGUAUCCUUCUCCUCGCCAAAAACAAACAACAAACAAACCUGCAGAUCACAUACUCAUACUAUACUCUCUGUCUGUAUGAUCAUUACAAUCGCUAUGCCAGGUAUCAUAGAUCAACAAUAGAUGCAGCCACUUUUCUGUGGCAGUCAGGAUAUCAAGCAUUUCUCCUCGCACUCUAGAUCAGUAGAUUGUGUAUUGGCAUUUUCUUGCACAGCGCUGCUUGGCGCUGCUUUCGCUAACAACAAGCAACCUAAACUAUGAGUAUGGCAUUUGCGGUGGUGCUUUCACAAACAAUAUAACCAUGACGUGUGUGGCGCUGCUUUCACUACCAACCGGCUGAUUAUGAAUCUAUCGAGAAGAACGAGGUGAUGGCCUUGCUGUAGAAGAACAUCUAUGUGAUGAAAGUCGUGAACAAAUCCGGUAUAUAUAACGUACCUGUUUAGCUGGAAGAUGGAUUACAGUGUUGAAACCAACUCUCCGGCCAGGAUCAGGAGCCCAAAUGGUAUAGUUAUCAUAGAGACCGACAACGCAUAUCUUAGUACCACGGUGUUAGUCGACCCCACCACACCUUCAGAUGAUUCUCCUAUUCCUCAUAGCGAAUUCGAAUCCGCUGAACAGGUCUUGCUACCAUCUGAAACCGAGUGCAGAGACAACGAUGAAACUCACUCUAGAGUUCAACGGUGGCUGAAUGUGGCUGCUGCGUUUGCUUUGAUUUGGAUAAGUAUAGGAACGGAGUUUUCGGACGGUAUUGUAUAUUCUCGACUACUACUACCUCCAUGCACUGAGCCCAGUCCUCAAGGGACAACUAACACAUCACAGUACCUGUAUCUGGGAAACUCUACCCAGGAAAAAGAAUUUGGCAACGCUACAGAUCCGGAGGAGGUCCAAUACAUGACGUCUACACAGUCACUAGAUUUACUGGACCAAUUAUGGUCUAUGAAUAGUUCGGAUGGUGCUUUGGACAGUCCGUACGAUAAUGUAACCCAAUCUACAGCGAAUACGUCCUCCCGAGCGAACGAGAGCAAGGCCGAAUGUGGAGGAUUUGGACAAGGAGCUGCAGCAACAGCCUGGGUGAAUUCACUCACUUCUGGUGUUCGCUCUCUAACAACCGUAUUUGCACCGCACUUCUUUGAUGCUUUUGGACUGAGGCCUAUGGUCCUCUUCUCCAGCGCUGCAUUUGCUAUAGGACUACUGUCCAGUUCGUUUGCUAACCAUCUGUACUGGGUUAACAUUGCACGAGGUGUUAUGUCAGGCGUCGGAUCAGGCUUUCUCUCUUCAACGCCUGUAUACGCCCUUUCAGUGUCCUCCGGGAACGACUAUGCGCUGAUGUCCGGAAUAGCGUACACCGCCGUGGGUUGUAGCUGUGUGUUUAACGGCUAUGUUGGCAAAGAAAUUAUCACCGCGUACAAUUGGCGAUGGUACUAUCGUAUGAUAUGUCUACUCUCUAUCACCGGCCUGCUUGCUGCAUUUCACCUAGGCAACUCGCAACACCGCAGGAAGAAUACACUGUCAUCUGUACGUAGAGACCGUGCUGUAUCCAGACUGCGUGCCAACUUCCUAGAAUUGCUUCGGUCGUGUGGAAAAUCACGGACACUCUACAAAAAUGGUAACUUUCUUGUGUGUAUUCUAAUCAGCAACAUGGCUGCGUUGGGAUCCAGUCUACCAAUGGUCGUAGCUGCACACCGAGCCGAACUGCUGGGUGUGAGGGACAAUGAAAUCUACGUGCAAACGUCGUACUUGGGCUACGGGAGUAUAGCUGGAUCAUUGUGCUACACGCUAUGUGCUUGGCAUGGACGGCGACGCAUUAGCAAUACUGUUCGAAUUGGAGUAAUCUUUAUGGCAAUGGGAUUGACAAUAGCUCUGAGUUCCCUGAUCAAAACAAAGGCUGAUUUGAUCGUCUGCAAUGUUAUUUACAUGAUGUUUCGCACGUCGUCUACGGCUGGUUGGGGACCGUUCAUCAGCGACGUAGUCCCUUCAGAACACACUGCGCUGGCGUAUGGGCACCUAAAUAUAGUGUGCGCUCCAGUUGUCUUCCUUGGCCCUCCGCUGGCAGGAUUUGUAUUUGACAAGACGAACAGCUAUGCCCUGCCAUGUGUUGUUGGUGGAGUUGUCAUUGCCUCGUCCGGCAUCAUUGCCUUCCUUGUUGAAGUUCGCAUCCGGCAAUUACGGAAACGGUCUGGCCCUUCAGCUGGUAGUUCACUGGCUACUGCACGCCCUGUCAGGUAGAAUUGGAUCAACCCAGCAAGACUUGGCUUGUGACUGUACAGUUUCCAAUGACAAACUGGUACUGACAAACCAUCUAUUAUAAAUGCAAAAUUAAUAUUGCCCAUGUCAGUUGAAGUGUCUAUUUUUAUUACAGUAAAACUCCCCUAAUCUGGAUGCACCCAACUCAGGUACGUCCGUCUGCCGGAUACUUUUCAGACCCAUCUUGAGUGACCGUAAAAAUUGGCUUUUAAACGAAAAAUGGUCCCAAAAAUUA
This is a messenger RNA of Sycon ciliatum, 2514 nucleotides long. RefSeq names its product monocarboxylate transporter 3-like. The transcript has 4 exons. Gene Ontology annotation, molecular function: monocarboxylic acid transmembrane transporter activity. NCBI's taxonomy places the organism in Eukaryota, Metazoa, Porifera, Calcarea, Leucosolenida, Sycettidae. The record is from RefSeq and is a predicted model, not a curated record. Gene Ontology annotation, biological process: transmembrane transport. The coding region runs from base 486 to 2261 and encodes 591 amino acids. Gene Ontology annotation, cellular component: membrane.